Rhizoctonia solani is the source of this 4128-nucleotide messenger RNA. RefSeq names its product WD repeat-containing protein. Gene Ontology annotation, molecular function: protein binding. The record is from RefSeq and is a predicted model, not a curated record. Bases 1 to 4128 code for a protein of 1375 amino acids. The transcript has 7 exons. Lineage: Eukaryota; Fungi; Basidiomycota; Agaricomycetes; Cantharellales; Ceratobasidiaceae.
AUGUCGUUCCGCGAUAAGUUUCGUAACUUGAAGCGCAGUGCAAGGUCCCGAAUCAAUUCAACAGGUUCGGGAUCCAGCACUGCUCAGCUUUCAGUAGCUUCGCCGCGUGCAACGGAGCACGUCGAUUCUGGAGUGCCUCCCUUGGACGCAGGCAUAGGUACCAUAGACUCGAACAGUGUAGUUUCGCCGGACCUUCCAUCACUGGAUAAACUAGCCAUAUCAUCGCACUCUUCAGACGCUAGUGAUUUGCGUUCGGAUCCACAGGCACAGGACUCUGAACCCGCGAUGGCAACUGCGCCUACUAUUGAGAACCCGAUGGUCCAGUGGGAUCAUCUAAGUGGCCUCCUUCGAGUGCUCAAACCCAUCAGUGGGGCAAUUCCUCCACUGAGAGCUUUGUUCGAUCAAUUUGUGGAAUGUAUUAGGAUCUAUGAGAGCGCUGCGAAAGGACACGAGGAAUACACCCGUCUCCGAGGUGAACUCGAGGACUUAUUCGAAGAACUCCAGAAGUGUUUUGUUCAAGCGCCGCCACCAACAAUUACCAUCAGUGUGGAGAGGCUUUGUAGGUUAAUCCAGCAAGAACUCAGCAGCGUUCAAAAGCCGCAACCCAGGGCUCCGUUCCGUUACCUAGACGCCAGUAAUGGGUCGGAAGAGGUGUUGGCGUGCUACCAACGCAUACAUCAGUACUUACAGCGCCUAAUUUUCAACGUGAACCUAUCAAUAUGGAAGACCGUGGAUAAUUUGGUAACGGACAACCGACUGAAGCUACUGCCCGCUUCUUUGGCGGCUUGCUAUAAUUCCACAAAAGCGGCGGAGCUAAAACGCGCAGAAUGUGCCUCAAAUACACGUACGGAUGUUCUUGCUCAACUUCGCAGCUGGACAUACACCAAUGGAACCGAGAAUCUUUUUUGGUUGAAUGGAAUGGCCGGAACUGGAAAAACUACUAUAGCAUAUACAUUAUGCACCGAGUUGGACUCAGACCGGAAGCUUGCCGCAAGCUUCUUCUGCUCCCGACUAGUGCCCGAGUGUCGAGACAUCAAUCUAAUUAUUCCAUCAAUAGCAUAUCAACUUGCACACGUAUCCAAACCCUUCUACUACGCGUUAUCUCGAGCACUCGAAAGAGACCCAGAUGCUCAUGCACGAUUACUUCACAUUCAAUUCGAUACCCUUAUCGGUUCUCCACUAGCAGAAGUAAAAGCAACACUACCUGAAAAUAUGGUGGUUGUUAUUGACGCUCUUGAUGAGUGUAUCGAUAAAGAGAGCACUGGCCAAAUCCUGGACAUCCUGCUUGCUAAUGUCUCAAAUCUCCCAUUAAAGUUCCUGAUAUCUAGUCGACCAGAGCCCGAGAUACGGGACAAAUUGGAACAGAGAGGAUGGAUCAAUUCCCGGCUUGUACUCCACGAAUUGGACAGGAAUACUAUCCAGAACGAUAUCCAAACAUACCUCAGGGCAUCCCUUGCUCCAAUGGAUUUAUCAGAAUCACAAAUCAUCACGCUAACUGAACGCUCAGGGAUCCUAUUUAUUUACGCCGCAACAGUGAUACGAUUCAUCAGUUACGAUAAUUUUCGCCGAAAUCCUCGUGCUCGUCUGAAAACCAUUUUAAGCGCAUCAACUUCAAGCCAAGGUUUCCCACUCAGAGAUCUUGACCAAUUGUAUACGACGAUACUGAAAGAAGCACUAGAUAACCCAGACCUGACUAUAGACGAGCAGUACGACAUCAAGGAGAUACUCUACACAGUUCUAUGUUUCGAACUCAUCAAGAAUACCAAACCUCAAUUCAAUAUAUGCAGAUUGGAAUCAUCGUUCCUGGCCGACCACAAAGUAGCCAACCUGGAGGAACGAGUUGAAAACGCAGUUUCGACGGAGUUGUUUUAUGCCUGUCGAUAUUGGGCGACUCAUUUACAAUUCACUGGUACAUCUUUUAGUCUGGCUCAGGAUCUGGAAGACUUCUUGUCGAAAAGGCUGUUGUUGUGGAUGGAAAUCAUGAAUCUAAAAAGAGCUAUACAUUAUAGCGGGACAAUUCUCAAAUUAGCCGAAGACUGGAGCAAGUCAACGAAAUCUUCUAAAGAGCUUGUCGAACUGGCCCAUGAUUCUUGGCGUUUUGCAUCAACAUUCGCUCUAAAUAACGUAUCGAUGAGUACACCUCAUCUCUAUGUCUCAAUGUUACCUUUCUGGCCCCCUAAUAACCCAAUCUCCAAAUGUUACUCAAGUCGUAUGAGGGGAGCGAUCAAAGUACAUGGCACAGCAACAACAAGAUCCCAGUUCGCUCUUAUAGCCAAAUGGAAAGUGGAAGAAAAUCUGGAGGCGAACUCCGCCGCUUUCUCAUCCGACGGAACCAGAAUUAUUGUGGGAGCCGGCGAGAGGGUAUACAUUAUGAAUGCGUUCAGCGGAAAGAUACUCCUCGCUCUCAGCAAAGGAAAUAAUAGUACGGUCCGUUCUGCAAUAUUGUCUCCCGAUGGAAAUCUUGCCGCAGCCUGCUCCGCCGACAGAAGCGUUUGCGUAUGGGAGGUUCGAAAUGGACAGAGAAUAUCUGACGCGUAUGAAGGAGUUUCUGGCUCUACAACCUCAAUAGAAUUUUCUCCAGAUAGCUCUCGCAUAGUUUCGGGCUCGAAAGAUGGGACUGUCCGGGUAUGGGAUCCAUUGACAGGCCUAAUGUUACUUGAACCGCUUGAAGGGCCUCGUACUCCGGUCAUGACCGUUGCGAUUUCCUCGGACGGGUCUUUUAUUGCUGCUGGGUAUCGCACCACAAACAUUUGUCUUUGGGAUUCCUGGACCGGUAAAAUUAUCACUAUUAUUCUUGCUGGGUCUGAUAUAGUAACGUCGGUUUCGUUCUCGUUCGAUUGCACUCGCAUCGCCUCUGGGUCAUUCAAAGGCCCCGUUAGUGUGUGGGAGGUGCAGACAGGAUCCAUGAAACUUGACCCGCUUGAAGGACAUACCGGCUAUAUAACCUCGGUUAGGUUCUCGCCAGAUGAUAGACAUAUUGUUUCAAGUUCGGAAGAUCGAUCAAUACGCUUUUGGGACUCCCAAGACGGGACUCUACUAAUGAUUAUCGACGGGCAUACCAACCCUGUCACAUCAGUAGCAUUCUCUCCUGACGGUGCUCAGGUUGUCUCAACUAUUUCGAGCUCAUCUAUCAGCAUCUGGGAUGCUCAGAGUCAAUACGAUCACUCCAGACGUUUAGCAGGGCAUUCAGAUUUCAUUAUCUUCGUUGAUUUCUCUUCUAGUGGUACCAACAUAAUCUCUGGUUCUUGUGAUGGAGUGAUCCAAGUCUGGGAUAUCGAAACAGGAGAAUCAAUAUCGCGUUUAACCGAGAGCCAUAGAGAAAACACAUCGUCUAUAGCCCUAGCACCCAACGGUGAUAUGAUUGCCUCAAGCUCACACGACGGGGCGAUAUAUCUGCGAGACGCUAAGAACGGUCAAGUCCCCCUGGACCCUCUCGAAGGACACUCUGGCCACGUAAUAUCAAUCCAGUUCUCGCCUGACGGUACUCGAAUUGCUUCCGGAUCCACCGAUAUGACUAUAUGCGUUUGGCGCACUCAAGACGGACACAUGCUAAUUGGCCCCCUCAAGGGCCACACCCAUUGGGUAAGGUCGAUAGGGUUUUCAGCCGAUGGAGGGCGAAUGGUGUCCGGGUCUGCGGAUAAGACCAUUAUAGUUUGGAACUCUCACAAUGGUCGAAUACUUCUUGGUCCCCUCCUCGGACACAGUAGCGGGGUAACGUCGGUCAAAUUUUCGCCCAACGGCACUCAUAUUGUUUCUGGCUCUCAUGAUCACGCUAUAUGUGUCUGGGACGCUCAGAGUGGUCAACUCUUAUACAACCCGCUCCAAGGGCACACUGAUGUUGUCUCAUCAGUUACUUUCUCUCACGACGGUACCUGGGUGGCGUCGGGGUCUUUCGACAAGACUAUAUGUAUCUGGAACGUCCAAAGCGGACAACUGGCAUUAGGCCCAAUAAAAGGACACACCAAUUGGAUUUCAUGUAUCGCAUUUUCGCCUGAUGACACCAAAAUUGUAUCCGGAUCCGACGACAAAACCAUCCGAGUGCAUGAUCUCAAGGCGUUGAAUCCGAUGGUAAGUCUGCUUCAUAUAAGUUUGAGUGACAAUCUCAAGACUAACCUCGAUAUUUUCUGA